AUGACAAGUAUAUAUUAUACUGAUAGUAAAUACUAUCUUGAUUUCAGCAACCGUAAGCCUAUCGAAGUGUUAAAAUACCCUGACCAAGCUUCAAAAGUUAUAUUUGGUGUUAGUCCAACGAAUAUUAUACAAACAUCAUCACAAACCAUAGAAUUGAUUAAAAACAAGAAAAUUACUAUCCAAAUGGCCAUCCACUUGAUUCAAAUUUUUUCAAAAAUUCGCCCUAAAAAAAUACAAUUAUUUGCAGAACUUUAUCAAAAUAUAUCAAAUGAAUUUUCACACUUCAUUAAACCAAAAAAUAAAAAAUUAGCAGCGUUGUUAUAUUAUAGAGGUUUUAGGUUCGAAAGCUAUGAACCUGAAAUAGAAGAAGAAAAAAUAAUCAAUCUAUAUCCAAUCGAAUCUCCUUUCUACUAUAUUGCAUGGGACAAAAUUGAUGAUCUUAAAAAUAAAUUUCCAAAUCUUGAAAUAAACACGAGAGCUUCAGAUGGAUUGUCUCCUCUUGAUUGUGCAAUAAAAUACGGAUCGGAGCUAUGCUUCAAUUUCUUGAAAAAUAUAGGAGCAAAAUAUUCCAGGGAAUCUUCAUCAUAUGCUGUUAUGGGUGGAAAUGAAUAUAUUUUUUCGCAAAUGAUAGAAGAUGGAGAAUCAUUUGACAAUAUGAUUUACACAGCAUUGAAUUAUCAUAAUUUUGAAAUUGCAGAGUAUCUUCAAACCAAUCUUGGACAAUUUCCAGAAUCGAUUGCCCAUAGUUUUUUGUAUGGAAAUUAUGAUGUUGCUUCGCAUAUACUUUAUCAAGGAGGAUCUUCACGUGAUUAUCGAAUUAUCUUUCUUUUCACAUUAAUUAUUGCUUUAUCAAAUUAUCAUUAUUUUCACAAACAUCAUCAAUUUAUAUAA
Trichomonas vaginalis G3 is the source of this 891-nucleotide messenger RNA. RefSeq names its product spectrin binding. The transcript has a single exon. Bases 1 to 891 code for a protein of 296 amino acids. The record is from RefSeq and is a predicted model, not a curated record. NCBI's taxonomy places the organism in Eukaryota, Parabasalia, Trichomonadida, Trichomonadidae.